GACAUACAGUACGCCGGGCUUUCUGGUUCUCUGCGGUGAGUGGUUGGCGAACCUGGAUCAAUUUCUGAGCUGCGGAUACUGUGCUUGACUGAUUGGAUGAAUCUGGAAACAGCAACUCCCUUCCACCAAUCGUUCUCUCCUGCAGCAGCUUGUGUGCAAAGUGCAUUUCAUCCAUCCACUAGCCCACUGCAGAAACCUUCAGCAUCAUUCUGUCUGAUCUCACAUUACCUGCACUAACCUGCCUUUCUUCUGCACAGGGUAUCAUCUGGCAACAUGAGCCGUGGAUAUUCAGAAAACAAUAAUUUUCUCUAUGACAAUAACCAGAUGGUGUUGGAUAUGAUCCUUUAUUCUCUUGUUGGUGUUCCCCAGCCCAUUAACUGGGAUAGUGUAGCCAGGCUGGUCCCAGGAUAUACUUCAAAAGAGUGUGCCAAACGAUUUGAGGAACUGAAGAGCAGUGGGACAUCUCCAGUUGAUAACCAAUAUAACCCUUUAAUGGCAACUGGAGGAAUCCCUUUAGAAAACCUUGCCACGUAUAUCAAGUCUUCCUUACUGGAUUCAACUGAGGAACAAGAGGAAGCAGCAAUAGGACACAGUACUAUCUCCAUAACAGGAAGGUCUGGUGCUGUGACAGCGAGAAAUUCUCAGACUGAAAAUGACAAAUCCGUAGCAACAAUGAAUGGCGAGAAAACUGAAGAGAACCAGGGGCCAAAUAUGGUAAUCCAUGUGUGUGAUGAAGCCAAAAGCCUGAAGGAGGACUUUGUGUGUCCACGGGAUCUUCUGAUAUCAGAGAUGAAGUACUUUGCCGAGUACUUGACCACAGAUGCACAAAGGUGGGAGGAAGUAGACAUAUCUGUUCAUUGCGAUGUGCAGAUCUUCGAUUGGCUGAUGAGAUACGUGAAGCGUAACAUGAAGGAAAAUGAAAAAAAUGAGGCUCCAAAGCUGGAACCCGCAAAUGUCAUCUCAAUCCUGAUUUCUUCUGAGUUCUUGAAGAUGGAUUCACUGGUAGAAGAAUGUAUAACUUACUGCCACAAAAACAUGAGUGCCAUUGUCGCCACACCUUGCAACAUGAACUGCAUCAAUGCAAAUCUCCUAACACGAAUUGCUGACCUUUUCACCCACAAUGAGGCAGAUGAUGUGAAGGAUAGAAAAGAUAAGUUUAAAAGCAAAAUAUUCUGCAAGAAAAUUGAAAGAUUGUUUGAUCCAGAAUACAAGAACAAAGACUCUUCGGCAAACGCUUCAACACUCUAUAGAUGUUCUCUUUGUAAAAGACUGCUGACAAAAGAAGCUGAGCAAAAGAUCUCUUGUCUACCAGGGAAAAUUCACAUAGAUCAACAUGGAAAUAUUGUGUACUUUCAUAUCAGGUAA
Messenger RNA from Bombina bombina (fire-bellied toad), 1365 nucleotides. RefSeq names its product SANT and BTB domain regulator of class switch recombination-like. The transcript has 10 exons. Bases 274 to 1365 code for a protein of 363 amino acids. The record is from RefSeq and is a predicted model, not a curated record. NCBI's taxonomy places the organism in Eukaryota, Metazoa, Chordata, Amphibia, Anura, Bombinatoridae.